Centruroides sculpturatus (bark scorpion) is the source of this 1852-nucleotide messenger RNA. RefSeq names its product GA-binding protein subunit beta-1-like (gene Atac3). Gene Ontology annotation, molecular function: protein binding; transcription cis-regulatory region binding. Gene Ontology annotation, cellular component: nucleus. The record is from RefSeq and is a predicted model, not a curated record. The coding region runs from base 177 to 1637 and encodes 486 amino acids. The transcript has 11 exons. Lineage: Eukaryota; Metazoa; Arthropoda; Arachnida; Scorpiones; Buthidae. Gene Ontology annotation, biological process: positive regulation of transcription by RNA polymerase II.
GCCGCAGACGUUGGUUGCCAGUUAUCAUAUAUACUGAUUAGGCUUAGCUGCUAUGGCGCUGAAAAUGGUUCAAAUGUUUUGAAUUUGCUAACUUUUCCGUCCUAAAUGAUAAUUAUUCGUACGCUGUUAAUGUCGAAACGUCUUUAAUCUCCAAUAAUACAUGUUUGGAAUUGUAAAUGCCACCUGAAAAUUCUGCCAUGUCCCUUGUGGACUUAGGCAAACGUCUUCUUGAAUCAGCUAGGCUUGGAGAGACAGAAGAAGUAAGACAAUUAAUGACGAAUGGUGCUCCUUUUACAACAGAUUGGUUGGGAACGUCGCCUUUGCAUAUGGCAGCUCAGUAUGGCCAUCUAGCAACAGCUGAAGUACUGUUGAGAGCAGGAAUCAGCAGGGACGCUAGAACAAAAGUUGAUCGUACUCCUCUUCAUGUUGCUGGACAAGAAGGACAUGUUGAAAUUGUUGAGUUACUUUUACGACAUGGUGCUGAUAUUGAAGCAAAAGACAUGUUAAAAAUGACACCCCUUCAUUGGGCUGUGGAACGUGGCAAUAUAUCCGUCAUUCAUAGUCUUUUACGGCAUGGUGCUGAUGUAAACAUUUCUAACAAAUUUGACAAAACUCCUAUUGACAUUGCCAUAGAUAAUAACAGAAAUGAUUUGAUACAGCUUUUACAGGAAUAUGUAAAUAACAAGCCUAAAAUAAAAGAAGAAAUCAAACCAAGUUGUGCGGGAACAACUAAAACUUUUUCGAAUAAUGAUGUAAAAGUACCAAUAGCUAAACUGACCAACACAACAAAUAUUCCUAGUAGUCAGAGUGGUAUAUCAUUUACAUCUUCACCCAUGUGUUCUUUAGGAAAGAGCAAUAGGCCCAUCUUUCUUCAUGCUAAUCUUGCUCACAUACAGAAAGCUGCUGUUGCUGCAGCCGCAGCUUCUGCUAUUGGUAAUACACCGAAAACUGAAGUAGAAGAAGAUGAUGUUUCUGAUCAAAGUAGUACUUCUGUUUUAGCAACUUUGGCUGCCUUAGCAGAAGCUACUUCAUCAAAUACAGCAUCUGCUACCACAGAGGCCUUGCAAUGGUUAGAAACACAUGGUAUAACUAUGUUCCCCAAUGAUAAUUCCACUCUUAUUGCUUCGGCAAUUGAAGGAGGACAGACUCUUUCAUUAACAGAGGCAGGAAGAUUAGCACUCACAUGGGUGAAAGAACAACAAAAUAUGGCGAAGAACCCAUCAGUUCCGCAAAACACGGAAAAUGCUCUCGGUUCCAAUGGUAUACAAAGUGUUUCGCCCAGUGGAAAUCAAAAAGUUAUUACUAUAUUAGCUGAUCAAGGUCAAUUACCUUCUAUUAUAAAUAAUUCUCCUCCAUCAUCUGUAGUGGUUGUGAGUGGAUCACAAAACAGAGGAAACUCUGAAGGAAACUGUAUAGAAUCACCUGCCAAGAGACUUAGGAAAGGAUCCCAACAGUCUUCAAUAAAAACAUACGGAAGGACAUCUAUGAAUAAUAUUGAAAAUGAAAAGGAAAAAUUACAGAGAGAACUAGAUGAAGCUCGAAGACAGGCGGAGAAAUACAAGACCCAGCUGCAACAGAAGGAACACGAAGCAGAGCAAUAUCGCAAACAACUAGAAGAAAUCCGGACAGCAAAAUGAGAAAAGGAUUAUAAUGUACACUUGUAAUAUUUAAAUAUCUGUAUAUAAUUUCAUUCUCAAAAUGUGCAAUUUCAUCACAAUCAUGAAUCAAAUAAAAUGCUGAUUAUUUUCAGAUAAUAGCUUUUUAAUCAUUUUGUCUUCUUAACUUAUAGUGCAUUUGCAAUGAAAUAUAUAUAUUUUGUAUCAAGAAUGAUUGAAUCAAGCAGUAAGAGAGA